Mangifera indica (mango) is the source of this 1994-nucleotide messenger RNA. RefSeq names its product AP2-like ethylene-responsive transcription factor TOE3. Gene Ontology annotation, biological process: regulation of DNA-templated transcription. The coding region runs from base 361 to 1776 and encodes 471 amino acids. The record is from RefSeq and is a predicted model, not a curated record. Gene Ontology annotation, molecular function: DNA-binding transcription factor activity; DNA binding. Lineage: Eukaryota; Viridiplantae; Streptophyta; Magnoliopsida; Sapindales; Anacardiaceae. The transcript has 10 exons.
GCAAAAUAGAGAAAUGAAAGCGAACGAGUACUAGUAUUGCAACUUUUACUCGAUUACGUUUUAAUUUCUUACAGUUACACCCCCAUCAAAACAAACUAAAGUUACUAUUUUUCUUCCACUCCUUACUUUCUCUGUCUUUAUCUUUGCAGGCCUUCUCUCUCUCUCUCUGCAUUUGUCCACACAAACAAACCUGACUCUCACCCGCUUCUUUAAUUUUCCUCAUCAUCUCUUUGCUUUACGAGUGCAUUCUUUUAAGGUUUCUUCUUUAGCUUCUAACCAUUACUCAAAAACGCAAACUUUUGGCUCUAGCAAAUGAGUUUUGAUUUUCCCAUUUGACGAACAGCUUAAAUAUAUUUAUUCAUGAUGUUGGAUCUUAAUCUUGGCGUUGUUUCGUAUGAAUCGUCGUCGUUUUGUGACGAUAAACAUCUCGGCCAUGAAGAUUCUGGAACCUCAAACUCCUCCAUCAUCAACUGUGAAGAGCCGCAAGCCAAUGCCGGAGACGAAAACCUGUCAAACAACUCCUACUCCGCAUUGAUCUUCGACAUCAUGAAGAAAGACAAACCAAACGACGUCGUAAUCCAAGUUGAUGAUAACAACAACACCACCACUUCGUCAAAAGCUUUCGUCACGCGGCAACUUUUCCCAAUCAUCGGAGAAAAAGAUGAUGCAGAAGCGGUGAAGUCCAUGGUAAGACCUCAAAAGUGGUUAAAUUUAUCUUUCGUUGAUUCCGGUGGGGGGCAAGAACUAAAAGUUGUGCAGCAAAAGCAACAACCAGCUCGAAAGAGUCGGCGAGGCCCCCGCUCUAGAAGCUCACAGUACCGAGGCGUGACGUUUUAUCGCAGAACCAGCCGUUGGGAAUCACACAUAUGGGAUUGUGGAAAGCAAGUAUAUUUGGGUGGGUUUGACACAGCCUAUGCUGCUGCGAGGGCAUAUGAUAAGGCUGCAAUUAAAUUCCGUGGUGUUGAUGCUGAUCUCAAUUUUAAUGUCAGUGAUUAUGAGGAAGAUAUGAAACAGACUAAACAUCUAUCAAAAGAAGAUUUUGUGCUGGUUCUUCGUCGCGAAAGCUCUGGUUUUUCUAGAGGGACAUCAAGAUACAGAGGUGUGACCUUGCACAAAUGUGGGAGAUGGGAAGCUAGAAUGGGGCAACUCCUUGGAAAGAAGUAUAUUUAUCUUGGCUUAUUCGACAACGAAGUAGACGCUGCAAGGGCCUAUGACAGAGCUGCCAUCAGAUAUCAUGGAAGGGAUGCAGUAACCAAUUUUGAACCAAGUUCUUACGAAGAACGGAUGAUUUUAGAUUCCAACAAUGGAGUCAGUGACCACAAUCUAGACUUGAACCUAGGAAUCGGUCAGUCUUCAAGCGACAUGCCCAACAAAGAAAGUCUAGUGCAAAGUUCUGCUUAUGCCUCUGUGGGUAUGAAGCUGCAACAACAUCAACAUGCUCUAACAAUCCCUCCCAAACAUCCUUCAACGUUUGCAGGCGUGUACCCUCUUUUACUUCCGAGUUAUGAGGGUCAGCAUAUAGAGAAGAGGGUUCAUUCUGUAUCUUUGCCGAGUUUUACAAACUGGGCAUGGCAAACGCAGGGCAAUGGCAAUGUGGCUCCAAUGCCAGUGUUAUCAGUUGCAGCAUCAUCAGGAUUCUCUUCCGCUACCAGCACUUCUUCUUCUUAUUCACCUACCCUUCAAAUAAAUCCUAUCCUCAACAUGUUUCAGCUUCCCACUACACCAGCAACAUCAUCCACCAUAGCUACAUCCCAUUAUUUCAAUCACAAAAACUAGGAGUAAAACAAGAGAAAUUUACCACUCAAUCAAUCCAACAAGUUGUCAUUUUGCUCACCGGAAAGUUAGGUGAGGCCUGAGCAGGAAUCCAAACUGCUACAAUUAUUAUAAAGCAGUCCUGUAAAUUUGCAUUUAUUUUUAGGGUAAGCAAAGAUUUAUAUUCAUUGUAAUGUUUGUGAAUCUUCCUUUAAUAAAUGUCUGUAACCAAAUUCAUAUGA